Molecule: messenger RNA, 1667 nt
Organism: Emiliania huxleyi CCMP1516
Lineage: Eukaryota; Haptophyta; Isochrysidales; Noelaerhabdaceae
Exons: 16
Coding region: 1-1359 (452 amino acids)
Cellular component (GO): cytosol
Molecular function (GO): oxidoreductase activity
Source: RefSeq, a predicted model, not a curated record
AUGGCAGACGCUCCCUUCCUGUCUCCUCACCCGCGCGCCCUCGCACCGUCCGACAUUGUGCUUGGCGCCAUUUGGAUCGCUCCCGGCGGAGGCGAACAGGGCGACGGCGCUCGCGGCGAUCCAGGCCAAGACAACGCAACUGCCACCGUCUCCGCCGCAAUCGCGCAUGGCGUCCGCGAGUUCGACACGGCGCCCUGGUACGGCGCCGGAGCGUCCGAGGAGCGGCUGGGCGGCGCGAUCGCCGCGCUUUCCGAGGAGCAGCGCCAGCCUCUCCAAGUCGGCACAAAGGCUGGCAGGCUGCGCGCCACGAGGCAUGACUUUAAUACAUCAUUGGUCCAGGACUCGGCGGCGACCGGCGUGCCCCGCGUGCACACGCUGCGGAUCCACGACCCAAACGACAACUCCAACAACCGGCGCGGCGACCCGCACUUUGCGGACGAGGUCGGGCUCGGCAUGAACUGCAACCGCAUGCCGCACCAGGGCGUGCCCGAGGAGAUCGAGCGCUUGGUGAAGGGGGCGCCGCAAGGCACAUUCGACUCGGCGCUGCUUGCGGGCGGGUGGAACCUCCUCUCGCAGGACGGGCUGGCGACGCUGCAGCUCUGCGCGCGGUGCGGGGUCGCGGUGCAUGUCGCCGGCGUCUUCGCGUCAGGCUUGCUCGUCGGCGGAGACACCUUCGCGUACAAAGCCGCGCCGCCGGAGGUUGUCGAUCGUGCGAGGCGGUGGGGCGAGCUAGCGGCGGCGCACGGGCAUGACCUGCCCGCCGUCGCCGUCGCGUUUGCCGCGCUGCCUGCGGUGGUGACGAGGGUUGUGGUUGGGAUGGCGAGUCCGGGGCAGGUGGAGCAGACGCUGGCUUGGGUCGAGCAGAGCAGACGGGUGGGGGGGGAGGUGUGGCGCGCCGCAAAGCAGGCGGGGCUACUCGACGCGAGCCUCCCGACGCCGCCGCCGCCGCCAGAGCCGGCCGGCGCCUCCCCUCGGGCUGCCGCCCCCCCCCUCCCCGCACCCGCCUCUCUUCCAACCUCCCCGCCGGCCGCGCGGCUCGGGGUGGACGGCGUGGUGGCGCGGCUGGAGGAGCUUCGGGGCUGGUGCUCGGCCGGGACGUGGCGAGCCGCCCUCGCGCUGGUCGCUGGCGAAGCACCGGCGGAGGAGUUGCCUCUCGGGCAAGCCGCGGGGAUGGAGGAGCGAUGCGAGCGAGCCGAGGCGGCGCUGCGGGAGGCACGAGUGGCGCAGCACGUUGCGGCGCACGACGCGGUGGGCGCGGCCUCUCACUGCCGCCGCAGUGUGAAGGAGCUGGUGAGCCUCCACCGGGCGCUCGACGCGUCGCUGGCGGCCAUGGAGGGGAAUGCCGCUGACGGGAGGUGAUCCGGUGACCCCCACGGCCCGGCAGCCGGUGCAGAAGGCGGGCGCGAGGCAGCUGAGCGCGAGGAGCGCCGCGCGGCGAAGCGGCAGCAGUGGACGGAGCAGGGCGUGGCGGCGGUUCGAGGCAGCGCAGGAGAGGCGCGUGUGGCGACGAAUGAGCCGCGAGCGUGCGCCGCGGUUCGAGCGCGGCAGCGGGAGAAGGUCUGCUCUCUGAUGGGUGAUGGAUCGUAAAGGCAUGCACCCCCCCCCCCAAUCCCCCAAAAGGUAAAGGCCGUGUGAAGUUUGCCGUUUGACCACACUAAGCAUUGCCC